Messenger RNA from Capronia coronata CBS 617.96, 1134 nucleotides. RefSeq lists its product as uncharacterized. Bases 1 to 1134 code for a protein of 377 amino acids. The record is from RefSeq and is a predicted model, not a curated record. The transcript is spliced from 2 exons. NCBI's taxonomy places the organism in Eukaryota, Fungi, Ascomycota, Eurotiomycetes, Chaetothyriales, Herpotrichiellaceae.
AUGUCAAGCCUUCAAGCACAUCUUGCCAAGAUCAUAGCAAGGAAUCACAGCCUUGCAAAAGAUAUUGACAAGUUCGCCCAAACACAGCAGCGUGCGGAGCGGACCAAAGAGCGCGAGAAUGAGAAGAGUAAUGCUGAAACCGCAGCUUUCCUCGACACAAUCUACACCACGAUAUGUUCGAUGAGAGAAAGACGUGGCCAUCCGCGAACCACGAACCAGGCCCUCCUGGCAGCCUGGACAAGCUUCUUCGAUCCUAUUCGCAGCCUCACAGGCAUCCCCGACAAUGGGAACUUCCUCGCGGCGAGGAUGACCCUCUAUCUGACCGCCGCUUUCCUUCGCGAGGGCGCGCUUCAGCGCAAAUUUCCGGAAACUGCAUCGAGUGUACCUCAAGUGGCGAAACUCCACUCCUUUCUGGUGGCUAUUGAUGAACAGCUACUCAGUUAUUUGCGGAACAUUUGGAAGUCCAAUGGCCCCCGCGAAGAGUUCUUGUGGGUGUUCUCCCCAUAUCCAGUAAACGAUGCAAGUCAAGGCAUGGUCACAACGGAUGCACACCGCAGCCAGGUUCUAGCAACCGAUCCAGCUGUUCUAGCCGCCUGCGGGGGAAUCAGUGGACGGAGAAUCUGGAUGCCAGAACCUGGAAGUACUCCAUUAUCGGACAAGGACCCAAGCGCUACUCUCUGGUCAUACAAGGAGAAUUCAGAAGGUCAACGUGAGAUGCUGUGGCAACAGUACGGCGACGACGGACCAAUCCGUGAAGAUUUCUUCUACAGCAUCGUUAACGUCGACACUGGUAACGAGGAGUUGCGCACGCGACAAGUUCUGCGGCGCUCAAAGCAGUUUGUGCUCGAUGCUCGCCAGGUUGCACAGCCUUACCUUGCCCGAGAUCGAUAUCAACUGGCGAGCCAUAUUCUGGACGCAAGCCCGCUCGCCAUGGAGACGGAAGUUCAAAUCCUGAGCUAUUUCGACGAGCCUGCCUUCGAUCCUUAUCUGUCCCACCUGGAUCUUGCGGAAGUGUACAGCCCCUUUCCCGCCAUCGACAAGACAUGUGUCGAAUGUACAGAGGGCCAGCCUGGUCAUCUGGAACCUUGCAUUGCGAGCCUUUCACACUUUUCAUCGAAUAUCGAAGACCCGUGA